Ananas comosus (pineapple) is the source of this 1259-nucleotide messenger RNA. RefSeq names its product chitinase 1-like. Gene Ontology annotation, biological process: defense response to fungus; carbohydrate metabolic process; chitin catabolic process. Gene Ontology annotation, molecular function: chitinase activity; chitin binding. Lineage: Eukaryota; Viridiplantae; Streptophyta; Magnoliopsida; Poales; Bromeliaceae. The transcript has 3 exons. Bases 51 to 1025 code for a protein of 324 amino acids. The record is from RefSeq and is a predicted model, not a curated record.
CAUCCCUAACUCCAACUCCAAGCUCUCAGAAGAAAGAAAGAAAAAAAAAAAUGUCUGCGACGGUAACGAAUACGUUAAUCUUAAUGGUGGCGAUCUUGGCCUCGCCGUUGGGCCGCGCUCUCGCCGAGCAGUGUGGGAGCCAAGCUGGCGGGGCGACGUGCCCCAACGGCCUCUGCUGCAGCAAGUUUGGCUACUGCGGAAGCACUUCCGCCUACUGCGGCGAUGGCAACUGCCAGAGCCAGUGCGGCGGAGGCGGAGGCGGAGGCGGAGGCGGUGGCGGAGGCGGAGGCAGCGGUGUUGCGUCCAUAGUCAGCUCGGCACUGUUCGAUCAGAUGCUGAAGCACCGCAACGAGAACUCGUGCCCGGCGCACGGGUUCUACACUUACAACGCAUUCAUCGCGGCCGCCAACUCGUUCAGCGGCUUCGGGACGACGGGGGACGUUGCCACGCAGAAGAGAGAGAUCGCGGCGUUCCUCGCGCAGACGUCGCAUGAGACCACAGGAGGUUGGCCCACUGCACCGGAUGGACCGUAUGCAUGGGGUUACUGUUUUCUACAAGAGCAAGGUAACCCACCGGACUACUGCGUACAGAGUGCACAGUGGCCGUGCGCUCCGGGGAAGAAAUAUUACGGCCGAGGGCCCAUUCAAAUCUCCUACAACUACAACUAUGGGCCGGCGGGAAAAGCUAUCGGAGCGGACCUGCUCAACAACCCGGACUUGGUCGCCACGGACCCGACAAUCUCAUUCAAGACCGCAAUCUGGUACUGGAUGACCCCUCAGUCGCCCAAGCCAUCCUGCCACGACGUGAUCACCGGUCAAUGGACCCCUUCUGCCGCCGACAAAUCGGCCGGUCGGCUUCCGGGGUAUGGAGUGAUCACCAACAUCAUCAACGGCGGGCUCGAGUGCGGGCACGGGUCCGACAGCCGCGUCGCUGAUCGGAUCGGGUUCUACAAGAGAUAUUGUGACAUUCUGGGAGUCAGCUAUGGGGAUAACUUGGACUGCUAUAAUCAGAGGCCCUUUGGCUAAGCUUUUAGCUAGAGCCAGUGGAAUAAGACCGGUUAAUAAGGCCACUUUCUAUUGUAAUAAAUAAUCACCUCUCGGUGAAAAGAAUGUAAUAAAUAAGACCAUAAUGGCAACGUGAUGACCAUGCUGUUGUAGUUCUAUUAGCAAACAUGCUCCAGAGGAAGCAGUAUCUUUGAUGCUUUAAUUUAGUGUUUACGGUUACAUACGGACCAGAUCAUAUAUUGUUUUCUUUUAAAA